AUGAUCGCCAUCUCAGGGCUCUGUGUGUUUGUGUGCCUUCAGUGGAGGAGAGAGCAGGACUUUGAUUUGCAGCUUCUGGAGCAGGCCGUGCAGGGUGAAGAGAGACCAGUCGAGCACAAAGAGAGACAGCGCUCUCGGUCAGACGAAUGGCUCACCGUGAGCAGCACACCCAUGAGAGAACUAGAUCUGGAGCCUCUGGACUACCAGCUGGACCUCAGCAAAGAGGCCUCAGUCACUAUGUGCUUUUGCUUUAUGGAGAAAAGAUGCAUUUACUCUAAUGUACCUGUUUCUUGUGUGCAUAUAAGUGUCCAGAAUAUACCUCCUCCUGCAGCAGUAGACAAGCCGGUGCUGCCGGACAUAGACUCGGCUCUACAGGAGCAAGAGAGAAUCAUCACCAUGUCCUAUGCCUUAGCAUCAGAGGCCUCGCUCAAGAGCAAGCAAGUGGCAGCCUCACCGCCGGUUAACAGUCCCACCUCCCUCCCUCAACCUCCACCACCUCCUCCUCUUCCUCCCCCCACUCCUGUUGCCGUCUCUACGGCUCAGUCUGCUCCCCCUCCCCUGAGCAAUGGAUUUCACUACACCUUUGUCUAAUCAGAGAAAAACAAAGUAAGAACUAACUGCUAAUCGUUUAGCACGCAAAUGUGCUUUUGCUAAUUGUUCCCUGUGUGUUUUGGCACCUUUUCUGUCUGCAUGCUGCAUGAUUGUGCUUCAUCAGGGCUUGUGCUGUAGUAUUUAGUAACUUCGUGAGUAGUGUAGAUUGGCCCCCCUCUAACAACUGCCUCCACAUCUGGAGAUGGAGAGGUGUGUGAAUUGUGUGCAAAUUGGCUUUUUGUGAGCCGAUAAGCCUAAAAAGCCAUAAACAAAUGCUGUCUUUUGUGAAUUGUUUGUAAUUAACAAAGACUCAGGGCAUCGCUACGGCAGCACAUGCUGUUGUGUUGCCAAACACCACUUGCUUUGCCAUCUGUAAUCUGUAAAGAGCUUUAGUGUUUUGAUGUCUGUGACUCACUGAAAUAAACAGCAGAAUGACUGUCAGGGUUUUGUGGGGGGAAAAGGAAAAACAUGGCCCUUCGUCUUUGGAUACUUUAUAUAUGUGUGCAUCUCUCCAAAGCUAUUUUAGUGCAGUUCAUGAAAGAGCAUGACCUCCACCUGCAUUGUGUGUUCUGCUUCUCAGCAUGCCUCAAAUCAGUGAACUGCCAUGAUUUCCCAUUUGACACAUGCUAAUUAUGAGCUAUUAUAUGCAGUUUAUGAGGCACUGUCCACAAAUACAGUACACUUUUGGGUCCCAUUAGGUCUUAAAAGCACCAUUUUUUUUUGUUUGUUAUGAUUUUUAUAUUAUAAACUAUUAUCUAACAUGUAAAUAAACACAGCAUGAAAAG
Messenger RNA from Sinocyclocheilus anshuiensis, 1376 nucleotides. Its product is annotated as pleckstrin homology domain-containing family A member 7-like. The record is from RefSeq and is a predicted model, not a curated record. Bases 1 to 591 code for a protein of 196 amino acids. The transcript has 4 exons. NCBI's taxonomy places the organism in Eukaryota, Metazoa, Chordata, Actinopteri, Cypriniformes, Cyprinidae.